AUGCACACAAACACAUCAGGUCCCGUCACUAUCACAAACACCACCUCGCCAUUACUUACGGUAUUAUCACAAUCACCAAUCCCCGGGAAAAGCAGAUCGAUGCAGUGUGAUGGCAUGUCUUGGCUGCCUCUGGGAUUACAUACUUCCCAGCUGGCCCUUGUCCACAAUUUGAGCCCAGGUGCCAUCGGUGCUGAGGAGCAGGCGGGGGCCCUUGGAAGGUGGGACACCUCAAGAGUCUUGCCCUGGGCAGUCCGGCACGCUUCCAUUCCAACUUCUCGCGCUAGCAACGCUAGAAGCUCUCGCACGUCGCCCCAAGGCUCCGCCAGCGCGCUAACACGCACCCGACCUGAACUGGAAACAACCAAAGGAACGUUCCGACCUGAGCUUCAACCUUCUUCCUCUCUCAUCGUCACCUCGCCUUGGCCAUUUAUGAACGACAUAAUAAGACAGUAA
Colletotrichum paranaense is the source of this 453-nucleotide messenger RNA. RefSeq lists its product as uncharacterized. The record is from RefSeq and is a predicted model, not a curated record. The coding region runs from base 1 to 453 and encodes 150 amino acids. Lineage: Eukaryota; Fungi; Ascomycota; Sordariomycetes; Glomerellales; Glomerellaceae. The transcript has 3 exons.